AUGCCAUACGCCCAAUUGAAAGCCACGCUCAUUGCGUGUUAUUCAAAGUCGAAAGAAGCUAAACUGCGUCAGCUUCUAGAUGGCGAAGCGAUCGAUGACCGAUCACCUUUGCAGUUCCUACGCCAUCUUAAAUCGCUCGCGCCAACUAUUGAUGAUGCAGCCCUGAGGGCAAGAUGGCUGGCAAACUUGCCUAAGAAGACACAAGAGCUUCUAGUCAUUUCUCCGACCACGGCUACCAUCGAUGAGUUAGCCAAGACAGCCGACAAGCUACAUGAGAUGUUUCCAGUGACUCACUCCGCUGCCGUAGCUUCAUCAUCAUCUUACCAGGAGACGAUGGCGCUGCAGAGACAAGUCAGCGAACUAUCUCGUCAGGUAGCAGCACUGACAUCAGCUUUCAACCAGAACCGCGGCAGAUCUCCAGCUCGAAAACCAAACCAACGCUCCCGAAGCAAUUCGAAGCCACGCAAGCUUGGUAAAACAGGCAUCUGUUAUUACCCCGCUAAGUUUGAUAAAACCGCGUGCAAAUGUACGCCAGGAUGCAAGUUCUCGGGAAACGUAAACGAGAGUCACUAG
Messenger RNA from Microplitis demolitor, 573 nucleotides. RefSeq lists its product as uncharacterized. NCBI's taxonomy places the organism in Eukaryota, Metazoa, Arthropoda, Insecta, Hymenoptera, Braconidae. The record is from RefSeq and is a predicted model, not a curated record. The transcript has a single exon. The coding region runs from base 1 to 573 and encodes 190 amino acids.